AUGGACGGCGGCCAGCUCCGCGAUGAGGCCGCUCAAGAUCGAGUGCGUGCGGCCACCGAAUUCCUCGACCCACAAAAUGAUCCUAGAGCCCGAAGCUACCGGGCAGAUAUCGUUCUAAUGCUGAACCGUGGUCUGCGGCGAUUGAUAGUCAGCAUUGAUGAAAUUCGAGCACACAACCGAGAAUUAGCAGAUGGCUUGCUCACAUCACCGUUCGAUUAUUCGCAAGCCUUUGAUACCGCUCUCAAAAAUAUCAUCCCGACGCUAGGAGGCCGCUCGGCGAAAGAAACAGCCGACAAUGUGAACUAUUACUGCGCCUACGUCGGUGCAUUCGGAGAGUACUCGUGCAACCCUAGAACGCUAGGCUCCGCCCAUUUGAACCGGAUGAUCUCGCUCGAGGGAAUUGUCACAAAGUGCUCUUUGGUCAGACCGAAGGUGAUUCAGAGUGUGCACUACAGCGAACGGAAAGACAGAUUUUUCUCCAGAAAAUACCGGGAUCAGACUAUGACUGCUAGUGGUGCGACGAGCCUGAACGUCUAUCCCCAAGAAGACGAUGAGAAGAACCCGCUCAUUACCGAGUACGGUUACUCCACAUACAUGGAUCACCAGACCAUUUCUAUCCAGGAAAUGCCCGAGAGAGCACCUGCUGGUCAACUGCCCCGGAGCGUAGAUGUUAUCCUUGACGACGAUCUUGUCGACAGAGCCAAACCCGGUGACCGGAUUCAGUUGGUCGGAAUCUAUCGUUCUCUCGGUAACCGUAAUGCCGGCUCGGGGUCGUCUACUUUCCGCACGAUUGUACUUGCGAACAAUAUCAUCCACCUAUCGUCCAAGUCCGGCGGAGGGAUUGCGCAAGCCACCAUCACCGACACGGAUAUUCGCAACAUCAACAAGAUCUCCAAGAAGAAGAAUGUCUUCGAAUUGAUGUCGCACUCCCUGGCUCCUAGCAUCUACGGACACGAUUAUGUCAAGAAGUCUCUCUUGCUGAUGCUGCUUGGUGGUAUGGAAAAGAACCUGGACAAUGGCACCCAUCUGCGUGGUGAUAUCAACAUUCUUAUGGUCGGUGAUCCUUCGACCGCCAAGUCUCAGCUUCUGCGAUUCGUCUUGAACACCGCCCCCCUCGCAAUUGCCACUACCGGACGAGGCUCUUCGGGCGUUGGUCUGACGGCUGCUGUCACAUCGGACAAGGAGACAGGAGAGCGUCGGCUAGAGGCUGGUGCCAUGGUUCUUGGUGAUCGGGGUGUCGUGUGUAUUGAUGAGUUCGACAAAAUGAGUGACGUGGACCGUGUGGCCAUCCACGAAGUCAUGGAACAGCAGACUGUGACGAUUGCGAAGGCCGGUAUUCACACUAGCUUGAACGCUCGCUGCAGUGUUCUGGCGGCUGCUAACCCGAUCUAUGGCCAAUACGACCCUCACAAAGACCCUCACAAGAACAUCGCUCUGCCGGACUCCCUUUUGUCCCGUUUUGAUCUUCUCUUCGUCAUCACGGAUGAUAUCGAAGACUCCAAAGAUCGAAUGGUGUCCGAGCAUGUUCUGCGCAUGCAUCGGUACCGUCAACCUGGCACCGAGGAAGGUGCGCCGGUUCGAGAGCAGCUCAAUCAGACGUUGGGUGUUGGCCUCGAGGAUAACCAGGAUUCGAACCAGCCCACGGAAGUCUACGAGAAGUUCAACUCCAUGCUUCACGGGGGCAUGACCAACCCUCAGGGCCGGAAGAAGGAAAUCGAAAUUCUGAGCAUCCCCUUCAUCAAGAAGUACAUCCAAUAUGCCAAGUCGAGAGUCAAGCCUGUCUUGACGAAGGGAGCCGCUGACCACAUUACCGCCACGUACUCUGCUCUGAGAAAUGAUGAGCUCACCGGUAACCGGCGCAGAACAUCGCCUAUCACUGCCCGUACCCUGGAGACCCUGAUCCGUCUGUCCACUGCUCAUGCAAAGUCGCGUCUGUCAAAUCGAGUCGAAGAGAAAGACGCCAAGGUCGCCGAGUCCAUCCUGCGCUUUGCCAUGUUCAAAGAAGUCCUGGAUGAGCGCCGCAAGCGGAGAAAGGUGACUACCUUUGACGAAGACUCCGACGAGAUGAGCGAUUCCGACUCCGAAGACUCGGAUGACGAUAACACUCCCGCGCAAACCACGAGCGCUACCCCCCGGUCUACCCGCAGAAACGGCGCCUUGCGGACGCGCAGUGCCGCCAACCGGUCCUCCGUCGACGAGAUGGACGCAGACGGCGACGAUGUCUCCGAGGAUGGAGACGGCUUGUAUAGCGCUAGCCCCCGUGGCCAGCGCCUGCGGUCAAGCCAGACCAACCGCACGCAGACACAGAGUCAGUCCCAGAUGUCAGUGGCAUCGUCUCAUCCUGCCUCGCAGCUUGUGCAGUCGCAGACGGACAACUCGCAAUCGCAGAGCGCGUCGUCUCAGCCCAUCCAGCCCCAGCGGCUGGAGGUCUUCCGUCGCGCUCUUGGUCCGCUUAUGGGCACGCAGUUGUUUGUUGGUAAGGAUGAAGCGGAUGUGGAGGAUCUUAUCGGCGCUGUGAACACCGCCGUGCGCUCCUCGCCGUCGCUCGGCCAGGCACACGUGUUCCAGCGUGCCGAGGCGAUCCAGGCCCUGAAGGCCAUGAACGAGAGAAAUGAGUUGAUGUUCCUCGAAGAUGACGAAACUGUCUAUAGAAUUUAA
This is a messenger RNA of Aspergillus terreus NIH2624, 2658 nucleotides long. Its product is annotated as MCM DNA helicase complex subunit MCM3. NCBI's taxonomy places the organism in Eukaryota, Fungi, Ascomycota, Eurotiomycetes, Eurotiales, Aspergillaceae. Gene Ontology annotation, cellular component: MCM complex; nucleus. The coding region runs from base 1 to 2658 and encodes 885 amino acids. The transcript is spliced from 8 exons. The record is from RefSeq and is a predicted model, not a curated record. Gene Ontology annotation, biological process: DNA replication; double-strand break repair via break-induced replication; DNA strand elongation involved in DNA replication. Gene Ontology annotation, molecular function: ATP hydrolysis activity; single-stranded DNA binding; ATP binding.